AUGGGCCGGGAACUUAUCGUCGGGAAGGCAAGGGAGGAGGAGGAGGCCGCCGCCGCCGGCCGGGAGCGAGAGCUGGUGUCGGCCGACGGCCGGAACCGAAAGGCGGUGCUGUGCCAGCGCUGCGGCUCCCGCGUCUUGUUACCCGGCGCCGCCCUCUUCUCCCAGCGACAGCUCUUCCUUCCUUCCAUGAGGAAGAAGCCAGCUCUCGUAGACGGUAGCGACCCAGACGGAGACCUCCUCCAGGAUCACUGGCUCGUAGAUGACAUGUUCUCCUUCGAGAACGUGGGCUUCACCAAGGACGUGGGAAACAUCAAGUUUCUGGUCUGUGCGGACUGUGAAAUCGGACCCAUCGGGUGGCACUGCCUGGAUGACAAGAAGAGCUUCUAUGUGGCCUUGGAGAGGGUUUCCCAUGAGUAACACAAGGGAUCCUUCACCUUUCUCUCCCCUGAGACCAGCCCAACCUAACCCAUGCUUGACCUCCUGUUUUUCUCCCCGUGUUAAUGGUAAAAUUGUGAAUCCCGCCAUUAUGCGACCACCCGAAGGAUUUGUCCUAAUCUGCUUCCUUAAAGCUUCGUGAAUGUAUCUUUCCAUCUCCUGUGAAA
This is a messenger RNA of Ornithorhynchus anatinus (platypus), 602 nucleotides long. It is a transcript of the gene RABIF, whose product is annotated as RAB interacting factor. The record is from RefSeq and is a predicted model, not a curated record. Gene Ontology annotation, biological process: post-Golgi vesicle-mediated transport; small GTPase-mediated signal transduction. Gene Ontology annotation, cellular component: cytosol; membrane. NCBI's taxonomy places the organism in Eukaryota, Metazoa, Chordata, Mammalia, Monotremata, Ornithorhynchidae. Gene Ontology annotation, molecular function: guanyl-nucleotide exchange factor activity; zinc ion binding. The transcript has 3 exons. The coding region runs from base 1 to 417 and encodes 138 amino acids.